AUGGCACCAAAGAUUGUUCUUAUCACCGGUGGAAACAGCGGAAUUGGCUAUGAGGCUGUUAAAGCUUUGUUCGAGGCUGAAAAGCCUUAUCACAUCUUCAUGGGUAGUCGGUCACUCGAGAAAGCGACCGAGGCUAUUAAGGAGAUCCAAAGCGAAUGCCCCAAGGCUACUAACAAGAUUGAACCCCUCCAAGUCGACCUGACAAGCGAUGAGUCCAUCAAGAGUGCAUCUGAGAAAGUGAAAUCUGGCCCAGGCUACAUCGAUAUCCUUGUCAAUAAUGCGGGUGCAACAUUUGACCUCGAAUACCUCGCCAAUCGAGUCUCUCUCCGCGAAUGCUUCAACAACGCCUAUAAUGUGAAUGUGACCGGAACAAAUGUCAUGACUGCCACCUUCAUACCCCUUCUUCUCAAAUCAGUUGAGCCGCGUCUGAUCUUUGUGACUGGUCUGUCGGCAAUCAACCAAGCUGCAGAGUCAUAUUUCCCCACACCUCCCCAGCCAGCAGGAUGGCCAAAGAAGAUCGAAUUCGAGACAAUUGGUUAUCGGUGCAGCAAGGUCGCCCUGAAUAUGAUGAUGUUAGAUUGGAAUCACAAGUUGAAAGCAGAUGGUGUCAAAGUGUGCUGUGUGGGCCCCGGGAUGUUGGCGACGAAUCUAGGAAAUAUGCGUGAGAAGGCUCUUGCAAUGGGGCUUAAGCACCCAAGUAUCGGGGGCCAGCUGCUCAGAACAGUUGUGGAGGGUGAGAGGGAUGAUUCAAUGGGAAGAAUCAUAGUUCGAGAGGGAGUUAUGGAUUGGUAA
Penicillium pulvis is the source of this 792-nucleotide messenger RNA. RefSeq lists its product as uncharacterized. The record is from RefSeq and is a predicted model, not a curated record. Bases 1 to 792 code for a protein of 263 amino acids. The transcript has 2 exons. NCBI's taxonomy places the organism in Eukaryota, Fungi, Ascomycota, Eurotiomycetes, Eurotiales, Aspergillaceae.